AACAAUGUUGCUAUUCAAAACAUGUAAGGCUAAACCAGUUUGCAGCUAUUCCACAUGUGACCAAUAGGGCUCGACUUCCUGUUUCAGUGGACUCUUGCUUACAUGCUGCUGUCUGUCACGCAGUACUGUGUCUCUGGAGUCACACACAAACACAACUCAACAGACAGGAAAACAGCCUGCACUUUUAAGGUCUGGCAUUACAACAAGAACAAUGGAAGAAUAGGCACUUUGAGUAUCUGUUUUGAAAAGCUAUAGGAAGGGGAUUUCUGAAAGGAACAGUAAAUAAGCUACAUGUUUAUAUGCUUGACAUGUGAAUUGUUUAAGCCAGAGGAUAUCUUCUUCACAGAGUCCCGGUACAUAGUCAGGUGAAGACAGACAUGUCAUCCAGUGUGUCUCUCCCAGAGGAGGAUCUCUCCUGUCCUGUGUGCUGUGACAUCUUCAGGGACCCUGUCCUCCUACCAUGUAGCCACAGCUUUUGUAAGAGCUGCCUACAACGCUACUGGGACACCUCAGCCCUCAGACAGUGCCCUGUCUGCAGGAGAAGAGCCUCCAAGCGCACCCCUCUGUCCAACCUGGCUCUGAAGAACCUCUGUGAAGCUUUGCAACAGGGCAGGAGUCAGAGCUCAGCGGAGGGGAACGGGGUGCUCUGUAGUCUACAUGGAGAGAGACUCAGACUCUUCUGUCUGGUGGACAAGCAGCCUGUCUGUGUAGUGUGCCAAGCCUCGAAAAUACACAAGAACCACGACUGCUCACCCAUAGAGAAGGCAGCACAGGAUUGCAAGGAUGAGCUCAAUGUAGCACUGAAGACCUUACAGGAUACUCUGGACUCCCUCAUUAGACUGAAGGGAACCUCUGAAGAGAUGCUUGAGCCCAUUAAGAAUCAGGCCCUGGAGACAGAGAGGCAGAUAAAGGAUCAGUUUGUGAAACUCCACCUGUUCCUGUAUGAUGAAGAGGCAGCGAGGUUAGCUGCUCUGAAGGAGGAGGAAGAGGAGAAGAUAGGGGUGAUGAAGAGUAUGAUGACAGAGGCUGCAGCAGGCAUGCUAUACCUCACAGAGACUAUUACAGUCAUAACACAGGAGAUGACAGGUGCUGAAGACAUGACAUUGCUCCAGAACUUUAAAGCCACUAUAGAGAGAGCCCAGUGCACAGGGCAGGGUCCAGAGAGGAUUUCAGGGGCGUUGAUUGAUGUGGCCAAGCACCUCCGUAACCUCAAGUACAGAGUCUGGAAGAAAAUGCUCCUGCAUGUUGAAUACAUUCCUGUGACCUUGGACCCAAUCACAGCCCACCCCUGCCUCUUCCUGUCACAUGACCUCACGUCCCUUCAGUACACCAGCCAGCCCCAACGUCUCCCUGACAACCCUGAGCGAUUCCACAUGAGUGCAGAGGUCCUGGGCAUGACCGGGCUCAGCUCAGGAAGCCACUGCUGGGUAGUGGAAACAGGAUGUAAUGACGACUGGAUUCUGGGCGUGGCCUGUAUGUCUGUCACCAGGAAUGUGGAGGUCCAGGCCCGGCCGGAGAACGGGUUUUGGACCAUAUGUCUGCGAGACAGGGAGUACAGAGCGAUGACCUCACCUCCAACAGCCUUGACAGUCACAGGGAAACUCAAGAGGGUCAGAGUGCAACUGGACUGGGACAAGGGCCAAGUGUCUUUCUUUGACCCUGCUGAUGACAACGAUACACCCCUUUACUCUUUCUCACACAAGUUCACAGAGAAAGUGUUUCCGUAUUUUUAUACGCAAAGCAAACACCCUCUGAGAAUCCUACCUGAGAGGGUGUGUGUUACAGUGCAACAUAGUGGGGCAGGACGUCCUUGUAAAGUUCCCGACUGAUCAUUUUUUACAAUAAAUGAAUUUCUGUCAAUCCACAAAUAGGUUAACUUUUAUUUACAGGGUAUUGUAUGUCAACUAUGUAAUUGAUCCUCCAUAAAUACAAGCACAGGUUUACAGAAAGGAGGUUUCCUUUUUCAUCUACUGCAGGUGACCCUUCACACAAGUAUCUGUUCUGGUUAAGAAGAAUUUCAAUAAGGGAACUUUAUGUUUACAAUCUGUAAAAUGAUACAAAUCAUGAAAUGUGAUGUUCAGAACUUUGAUACAAAUUGUAGAUCAGAGACAA
This is a messenger RNA of Coregonus clupeaformis (lake whitefish), 2112 nucleotides long. Its product is annotated as zinc-binding protein A33-like. The transcript is spliced from 6 exons. The record is from RefSeq and is a predicted model, not a curated record. NCBI's taxonomy places the organism in Eukaryota, Metazoa, Chordata, Actinopteri, Salmoniformes, Salmonidae. The coding region runs from base 378 to 1829 and encodes 483 amino acids. Gene Ontology annotation, molecular function: zinc ion binding; protein binding.